Peromyscus eremicus (cactus mouse) is the source of this 492-nucleotide messenger RNA. RefSeq names its product translocator protein 2 (gene Tspo2). The coding region runs from base 1 to 492 and encodes 163 amino acids. The transcript has 3 exons. Lineage: Eukaryota; Metazoa; Chordata; Mammalia; Rodentia; Cricetidae. Gene Ontology annotation, cellular component: endoplasmic reticulum; membrane. The record is from RefSeq and is a predicted model, not a curated record. Gene Ontology annotation, molecular function: cholesterol binding.
AUGCUGCUUCAAGGGCCUGUCUUCGUGGGUGUGCCCCUCCUGGGACCCAUCCUGAUUUGCAUGUUUACUCAUCAUCAGACAUCCGGUUGGUGUGAGGAUGACAGGAAGCUGUCUUGGUGCCCACCCCACAAGGUCAUAUUGCUUGUGUGGGCAACCAUCUACUCUGUCAUGGGGUAUGCCUCCUACCUGGUAUGGAAGGAACUGGGCGGAGGCUUCCGGUGGCCCCUAGCACUGCCCCUUGGCCUCUACACUUUCCAGCUCACCCUCAGCUGGACCUUCUUGUUGCUCUUCUUGACAGCUGACAACCCUGGGCUGGCCCUCCUGGACCUGUUGCUGCUCUAUGGGCUGGUGGCAAGCCUGGUGCUUAUCUGGCAGCCGAUCAACAAGCUAGCUGCUCUGCUCCUGCUGCCCUACCUGGCCUGGCUCACCGUGACUACCGCCAUCACCUACCGCCUGUGGAGGGACAGCCUGUGUCCAGCAUACCAGCCUUAG